GCUCAACAGUCCAGACCGUCGGAGCCAAGCAUGACAGCGAAGAAGCAAUCGUCGCAGCACCCUGUGGGGAGUCCCUCUGCGGCAGGCCAGCAACGACAAAUUCAUCAAAAGGGCAUGCCGUCUUCUGGUAAUGGCCCUCCGCAAUCGACGUCGCCGCAGGGGCAGGGUCGCGUCGGCUGCCUGCAAUUGAUCGACAAUCGGAAGUGGCAUUACUUUGUCAUGGGCAUCCUCUUCAUCGACUUCUUCGGGAACGCGGUGGCGGUGGGUUUCUUGUCUCAAGUUACGUACCACACGUGGGCAUUAAAGUUCCGCUUCGCUUCUGCGGGAUGCUGUGGCAUCUACGCCAUCGACAUGUUCCUUCGUUUGGUGUCUGUGAGGUCGGCGCUGUGUCGAUCUCCGUCAUCGUUGAUGGAUCUGUUUGCGUUGAUGCUCGUUGGAGGAACGGAAGCUCUUCGGUUCGUCAAGGCCGACAACCCCGACAACAUUGUCAUCACCCAGAAAGGAUGGCUGGACGACAAAGCUCUGAAUCCGCGCCACCCAAAGUACGUAUCAAACCAAAUCGAGAUCUACAUUGCGUCGGCAUACUGCCUCUUGAUCGCGCUGCGCAUCGUGCUCAAGCCCCGGGCGCGCGUGUUUUCAAAAAAGUUGCACAACCACGCCAACUCGGACCACCUUCGCAUUUCGAUCGAGUCGCUGCGGUCGUCGCUUAAGCGGAUUCCCAAUAUCACUGAGGCGGCGAUUGACAUGAUGGAAACCGACCUGCUCAUGAUCUGCGGCCGGAACGACGGUGAAAUGUCCCGCAGCGAACUCAUGCAAUUCCUCGAACGUGCGCUCACGUACCGUCCGAAAGAGAUCAGCGCCAGCGUGUUCCUGUCGUACCUGCGAGACAUCGACGCUCAGUCGUCGCUGUUCAUCUACGGCGCGGCCGACGUCGUGCGGUCGACGCUGCGUCACUGGUCGAACCAGCGGCUCUCGUUGUUCCUCACCGUUCUCGUCGUCCUCAUCAACGCGUCGUUCGUGCCGUUGCUCGCGUACUUCAUGAGUAAACUCGGCGACGAAGCGUUUCCGCAGCAAGUGGUCAAAGUUGCCAUUCGCGACAUCGCGCGGGGCUACCGCAUCCGCACCGACAUUCGGUACCAAAACGUGACGACCGACUCGUCCGGGAUGGACAUCGAAUUGGAGUACAUCAUGCCGGAAGAUGCGCUCAAGCUCGGGGUGUGGGGCAUCCUCCUGAUCUGCGUCCCGUUUGCAAUCGUGGACUUUCUCAUGGGAUAUUUUCAAUCGACGAUGAUCGCCAAGGCCACCGAACGGCUUCAAGGAUCGCUCCUCAAGACGAUCUUAGCGCAGCCGACGCUCUUUUUUUCGCAGCGUACCGAGGGCGACUUGAACAACUUGUUCCAGUCGGAUAUUUCGCGUGUCAACUCGUUGUGGCAAGCUGUGUUUUGGAACUUGAUGCACCCGAUCGUGUCGAUCAUUUCUGGCUUUUCGUUCCUCAUCUACUUCGAACCGUCCGUCGGGAUGGUGUGCCUCGGGUUUGCCGCCAUGAUUGUGUCGUCGGGGCCGCAAGGCCACGCCAGUAAAAAGUCCAAGGACUUUGGUUCCAAGAACGCCUACGUUGCCGCCGAGUUUCAAAACGCAAUUGCGUGUCAAAAGGUCGUGCGGGCGUACUCGAUCCAGGACAAGCUCCUGGCCAAGUUUGACAAGACGACGGCGAUGCUGAAGAAGAGCCAAUUCCUCAAGGACUUUUGGGCCGGCGUCGUUCAGAUCUACGUCGACAGCGCCAUGUUUUUCUUCGUCGCGGUCAUGACGGCCGCGUUAGCGACCAAGGUGUUUCGCGCCGACAUCUCGGCAGGCGACUUCUUUUCGGCCGUGACCCUUAUGUCCCGUGUCUCGACGCCCGUGACCGUUCUCGGCGGGUUCAUGCGCGUCGCGAUUGGGAAUGCCAGCAGUCUCCAGCGCCUCGAUGAGAUCCUUCGAGAGGAGGGGCAUAUCAACGACCCCAAGCAGCAAGAGGACAAGAAUUUGCCCACGGUGCCACGCAUGACGCAAGCGCUUCGCAUCGACCGGCUGAGCUUUCAAUACGAUGCCACGGUCGACCAUUGGGACUUGCAGGACGUGAAUGCUACGUUUCCUAUCGGUCAUUACGUGUGCAUUGUGGGGCCGAGUGGGUGCGGCAAGAGUACGUUACUCGGGUGCUUGAUGCAGUUCUACGAGCCGUCGGACGGCGUCAUUGCCGUGGACAACCACAAUUUACAAGGGUAUUCCAAGUCGAGCUACAUGAGCCAGAUCGCCGUGGUGUUUCAGGACGGCGGGAUUUUGAACGGCAGCAUCUUGGACAAUAUUCGAUUUGGCAAUUCGAACGCGACGGACGAAGAGUGCAAGAAGGCCGCCGAGCUGGCGGAAUGCGGCGCGUUCAUCCACGCGCUCAAGGACGGCUACGACACAAUUGUCGGCCAGCACGCGACAGUCAACUUGAGUGGCGGUCAGACGCAGCGCAUCUGCUUGGCACGAGCGCUGGUGCGAAAACCCACGAUUUUGUUGUUGGACGAAGCCACGUCCGCUUUGGACGCGGAGACGGAGGCGUCGAUCAUCGACACGUUGGAGUCGUUGGCCAAGAAGAUGAACAUGACAGUCAUUUCGGUGACACAUCGAUUGUCGACGACGCGGACAGCGGAUUCGAUUUUGGUCAUGCAGAACGGUCGCAUCAUCGAUCGCGGGACAUACCACGAGCUCCUGGCACGCCCGAUGAGUUUCUUUGCCGAGUUGGUGCACAAGACGUCGACGCAAGAAUCGCGCCGUGCCAAGAACAACACGACUAUGAGCGGUCGCUUGAGCUUCAGCUUUGGCAACCCCCACGCAGAUGACCCCGAUCAAGGACGCAACACGGAGCAAGCACUCGAGAUGUUCACGCAUCGCCUUCGCACGCGCACGCAUAGUGCGAGUGGGCAUACUGGUCGCAAGAAUUCGCGUGGCGCAGGCCAAAAAGCUCUCGGCCAGCAACACUCUGCAGACGACUACAUUGUUUUGUAGAUCGACUGUCCUUCCUACUCUAAUGCAUACUUGUGUGUUUUAUCAACA
This is a messenger RNA of Aphanomyces invadans, 3078 nucleotides long. RefSeq lists its product as hypothetical. Gene Ontology annotation, cellular component: membrane. Gene Ontology annotation, molecular function: ABC-type transporter activity; ATP hydrolysis activity; ATP binding. Lineage: Eukaryota; Oomycota; Saprolegniomycetes; Saprolegniales; Verrucalvaceae. The record is from RefSeq and is a predicted model, not a curated record. The coding region runs from base 31 to 3030 and encodes 999 amino acids. The transcript has 11 exons. Gene Ontology annotation, biological process: transmembrane transport.